AUCAAAGAGAACGUACGCAAGGAGCAGGUCGCGGUGGUAGUGCACUUAUGCCGGCGUAUCUAUCAACGUCAACACCAAAUUGACCGAACACCUUCUUCGUGGCCUUCCAAUUACGCCAACUACUUUUGUUAUUUUAGAAAAUAAAAGUAAACCCAAAUUCUUUUUGUUUACUCCUAAUCAAAAACCAUAAACUCUUUACAAACCCAUUUUUUUUCCUCUCUCCCCUCUAAUCUUGAUCUCUUUCUUCUCAAAUAUUUUGGUUUUCUUAUUAUUACGCCAUUAUCCAAUCCGAUUUCUGACUUUUAAGGGGAGAAAAAAGCAAGUAAAUAAAUAAAUAACAAGUUGAAUUUCCGUAAGAUCCGGUUGAUUCAAUUUCGGAUUAUUCUUUUUGGGCCGUUUUAUAAUUGCAAUUGCAAAACACCUCUUCAUUGUUAAUCAUCAAUUAUAUCUGAGUUUUAAUCCUUUUUCCUAAGUUUGAUGCUUUCGCUUCAGGUACAAUGGUGAAGAUAUCCAUGAAAUUUAGAUGAUGGGUUCGGUAUUGUGCGUCACAUUCGAAGAAGGCAUCUGCACUAGAUUCUGUAACUUCAGGAGGCCUGUUUAUCUGAUUACUUUUGUGUAAGGGCUCUUUGGACACCAUGGGGGAGUGGGUUAUUGGAGCCUUCAUUAAUCUUUUUGGAAGCAUUGCUAUAAACUUUGGGACUAACCUUCUCAAGUUAGGUCAUACCGAGAGAGAAAGAUUUGUGCUCGAGAAUAAAGAGACUAAUGGAAAGAUUGUAUUGAAGCCCAUCUCUCAUUUUCAGACUUGGAGAGUAGGCAUUCUAUUUUUUGCUUUUGGAAACUGCCUAAACUUUUUUUCGUUUGGAUAUGCUGCUCAGUCACUUCUUGCAGCUCUGGGAUCUGUUCAGUUUGUGUCAAACAUUGCGUUUGCGUACUUCGUUUUGAACAAAAAGGUUUCAGUAAAGGUACUGGUAGCCACAACUUUUAUUGUUCUUGGAAAUGUUUUCCUUGUUGCCUUUGGCAAUCACCAGUCACCUGUGUAUACACCAGAGGAGUUGGCAGAGAAGUACAGCAACAUUACGUUCCUGUUGUACUGCUUGACUUUGAUAUUUAUUGUUGCCUUCAACCACUAUGUUUACAGGAGAGGGGAAAUCCUUGCAACUUCUGGGCAUGAAUUCAAGUCCUAUUGGCAAAUGCUGCUUCCUUUUUCCUAUGCAGUUGUUUCAGGCGCAGUGGGAUCAUGUUCUGUGUUGUUCGCUAAAUCUCUCUCUAAUCUUCUGAGAUUGGCCAUGUCCAGUAAUUAUCACUUACAUACUUGGUUCACAUACUCCAUGCUUCUGCUGUUUCUUAGCACAGCCGGUUUCUGGAUGGCUAGGUUGAAUGACGGGCUGGCAUUUUUUGAUGCAAUAGUCAUAGUUCCCAUGUUUCAGAUUGCAUGGACUUUUUUCUCUAUCUGUACAGGAUUUGUGUACUUUCAAGAAUAUCAGGUCUUCAAUACACUACGGACAACAAUGUUUAUUCUGGGUAUGAUGUCUGUUUUCGUAGGCAUCACUUUGCUUGCUCCAGAUGAGACUAAAGGUGGUGAAGCCAAAGAGAGUUCCUUGGAUGCUAUCACAUCCUCAAGUGUUGCAAAUGAUGAGGAAAAGUUAUUGGUGACAUCACAUGAAGAUACACAAAGCAAAGAGGUGAAGCCACUUUUACAAACUAUGUUAACAAAGGCUGUAGAUAUCAUGCUUAAAGUAAAGACUAAUUGCUUAUUAGCGUUAGGAAUGGGAGAGAAUUCGAUGAAUGCAUCCUCAGUUUUGGCGAUGCCUAUGUUAUCAUCGAAGAUAACAGGAUUUAGAGGCAGUACUGUUGACCGGGCCAAGUUUUUCCCGAUGAGAGGCACUGGUUGGGAUAAGAUCCCGUUGGACGAGGACAAACUGUUGGAGACUAGUUAACUGGUCUCGCAGAGUCUGUGAUAGGAUUAGUUUUGUGGAAUCUUUUACACCAUUUUUCUGGUAUCACAUUUGACACCCCUAUAUUUUUCAGUUUCAGUUAAAUUCUUUAGGACACUAGAGUGAUGUGUAAAUUUUUUAUUUCUUCUAGUCUGAAAUCAAAAUGUAUUUUUAUAGUUGUACAUACUCAGUUCUCGGAUCCACGAUAUUUGUUGUACUAAAAAAUUUCCAAGUAAAUAUGUCAAAGAUAUUGAUAUAUCCAGAUUCCCAGCAA
Spinacia oleracea (spinach) is the source of this 2208-nucleotide messenger RNA. RefSeq names its product probable magnesium transporter NIPA8. The coding region runs from base 636 to 1937 and encodes 433 amino acids. NCBI's taxonomy places the organism in Eukaryota, Viridiplantae, Streptophyta, Magnoliopsida, Caryophyllales, Amaranthaceae. The transcript has 14 exons. The record is from RefSeq and is a predicted model, not a curated record. Gene Ontology annotation, cellular component: membrane. Gene Ontology annotation, molecular function: magnesium ion transmembrane transporter activity. Gene Ontology annotation, biological process: magnesium ion transport.